AUGGAUCCUGAAGGCAAAAAGUUUGGAGGAGGCCCAAGGGAGUUGACAGGCGCUGUCGAUCUCAUAGGCCAUUUCAAAUUGAUACCUCACUAUGAGUUUUUCUGCAAGAGGCCGCUUCCCGUGUCAAUCGCAGAUACACACUAUUUGCAUAACGUAGUAGGAGACACUGAAGUAAGAAAAGGAGAUGGGAUGCAAUUGGAUCAACUUAUUCAAAAUACAUCUUUCUCGAGAGAUACAAGUGCUCGAAUACAGCCUUUUGACUUGGACAUACUCAAGGAGGCUUUUCAACUAAAGGAAACCGCUCCCGUCGAUUUGCCUGCUGCGGAGAAAGGAAUACCAACAAUUGCAGGGAAAUCGAAAAGCGAGAAAGACAAAGAGAAGAAGCAUAAGAAGCACAAAGAUAGGGAUAAGGACAAAGAGCAUAAGAAGCACAAACAUCGUCACAAGGACAGAAGCAAAGACAAAGACAAGGAUAAGGACAAGAAGAAAGAUAAAAGCGGACAUCGUGAUUCCAGUGCUGAUCACUCAAAGAAACACCAUGACAAGAAAAGGAAGCAUGACGGAGAUGAUGAUGUUAAUGAUGUGCACAAACACAAAAAGAGUAAGCAUAAGAGCUCAAGAAUUGACGAGUUAGGGGCAAUAAAGGUCGCCGGCUGA
This is a messenger RNA of Lathyrus sativus (Indian pea), 657 nucleotides long. The record is from the annotation of a GenBank genome assembly. NCBI's taxonomy places the organism in Eukaryota, Viridiplantae, Streptophyta, Magnoliopsida, Fabales, Fabaceae.